This is a messenger RNA of Eutrema salsugineum, 1764 nucleotides long. RefSeq names its product protein POLLENLESS 3-LIKE 1. The transcript is spliced from 5 exons. The coding region runs from base 159 to 1472 and encodes 437 amino acids. The record is from RefSeq and is a predicted model, not a curated record. Gene Ontology annotation, molecular function: protein binding. NCBI's taxonomy places the organism in Eukaryota, Viridiplantae, Streptophyta, Magnoliopsida, Brassicales, Brassicaceae.
UUCCCUGAUUCUUGAGUUCUUGAUUCUUAACAAACACGCUCUAGCGAACCUGAGAAUCUGAUAUCGGAAACAUUUGUUUUAUAUCUCGAGAAAUCGUGCGUGAAGAAGAUUCUCGAUUUUCUCGAGAAAAAAUUCGAAGAGGGUUCUUUUCUCUGGCCAUGUGGCGUCGCGAGGAUCGUCGUGCUCCAGGUGGAGGUUUCUGGACACCACCUCCGACAUGGAACAUGAAGAAAAGAGUUUACACGGCGAUGCCAAUUUCGGAGAGAAAGAGAACAUCUUCGUCGACAGAGAAGCAAGAACCGUUUCACAUGAUCCACAAAGUUCCUUCUGGUGAUUCCCCUUACGUUAGAGCCAAACAUGCCCAGUUGAUAUGUAAAGACCCGGACCGAGCAAUCUCCUUGUUUUGGGCUGCGAUUAAUGCUGGAGAUCGAGUUGAUAGUGCACUCAAGGACAUGGCGGUUGUUAUGAAACAGCUAGAUCGAGCCGAUGAAGGAAUCGAAGCGAUCAAGUCUUUUCGUUAUCUCUGCACUUUUGAAUCCCAGGAUUCCAUUGAUAACUUGCUACUUGAACUCUACAAGAAGUCUGGGAGGAUUCAAGAGGAAGCUGAGCUGCUUGAACACAAACUGAGAUCAUUUGAACAAGACGAGCGUUACGGUGGUAGAAUCACAAUCGCGAAAAGAUGCCACGGGAAGCAGAUCAACAUGACGAUCGAGCAAGAGAAAGCACGGAUUCUAGGGAACUUGGCUUGGGUUCAUUUACAGCUUCAUAACUAUGGAAUCGCAGAGCAACAUUACAGAGACGCUUUGUGUUUGGAGCCUGACAAUAACAAGCAGUGCAAUCUUGCGAUCUGCUUGAUGCGUAUGGACAGGAUCCAAGAAGCUAAAUCUCUGCUUGAGGAUGUAAGGAAGUCUCUAGGUGAUUCAUGGGAAGACGAACCGUUUUACAAGUCGUUUGAACGUGCUAACGAGAUGAUAGCGGAAAGAGAACAAGCCACAUUAGCGGAUAAAUCAGAAAUGAGAAGUAGCUCUUCAGAUAACUUCUCUCCGAGCACUUCUUUCGCGAGUUGGAUGAAGGAGAAGCAGACUGGUCCUGAGCCAGGAAACAAGAAGGACUCGCACGACUCGCAUGUCUCCAUUGGAUCGGUGAACUCGCCGGUUCUGAUUACACAACCCCGGGAGUGUAAAUUGGGAGAUGAUGAUGAGGAAGAAGAUCAUUGGAAAGGGCAAGUGACAAUUGGUGCUGCUCGAAGGCUAAGGUUCGGGAACACUUUCGAAGUCAAACAUUGUGACAACAAGAAUGUGGAAUCAACAGAGUCGGCUAAUAAUGCACUUUGCAUUACAAUCAAAGCAAGGAAGAUGUGUGCAGAUUUAUUGAAAGAGAAACAAGAUUCUGAAAAAGGUUAUCAAACGAAUGCUUCAGGAUCAUCUUCAGCUUACGCUCAGAUCAUGGAUAUAUCUCAAAGAACCGCAUAGGCUUUGACACUAGAGUAUUAUUACUAAAAGGAUUUGUAUAUUUUAGAAAAUUGUAGAAAUGAGUUCGUGUAUUGUAGAUAUGAAAGACCAAAAAACUUGAAAGAACAAAAGCAACAUUUUUUUUUCACUGACAAAAACAAUAAGCAAUACACGCAAAAGUUUCAACACUCGAGAACGAAUUUGGGUUUUCAACACACAUGAAACGGAGAAAACAAAAAAAAAGGGAUUUUAAGAAGGAAAAAAAAAAACGAGGGAAAGAAGAAAGUGACUGCAGCUUACACAGUUUUACGAA